AUGCCGCAGGCUCAUCACGGAGCCAAAGCCAUGCUUGGAGCAGGGACCGAAGUAAGGCCAGUGGUAACAGCUCAUAAUCUGCUCAAGGGUCCGGGACCUCAGACCAGUGUCUUCCGUACGGAGAUUAGCCUGGGACCACGCCGUAAAUACGUCUUGCGAUCUGAGACCGCAGGGGCAAAGGGUCAUCAUCCCUUUGGGGAGAGCCAAACCCAAGACGGAGAGUCGGCCAUCCGGGUGUCCGGCGGGCUGUCGGGGUCUGGCAGUCAAACUCCGGGCCCGAAGAAAAAGAGCCGGAACGGAGGAUGCCAGGAGAGGAUCCAGAAAAUGGCGCUCCUGUUCUUCCCUACGGCCCCAGUGUGUCGUGUGCCCCGAUUGGGUCUGGCUUACGAUCCGGGGCUUGCCGUGAGACCACCUGAUCAGCUCCUUUUGGGAAUUCCCGCCAAUCCUGCGCCUCAGGCAACAACGACGCUUCUCGAAGGCUGA
Messenger RNA from Aspergillus niger, 483 nucleotides. RefSeq lists its product as hypothetical. The transcript is spliced from 4 exons. The record is from RefSeq and is a predicted model, not a curated record. Lineage: Eukaryota; Fungi; Ascomycota; Eurotiomycetes; Eurotiales; Aspergillaceae. The coding region runs from base 1 to 483 and encodes 160 amino acids.